AUGGGACUUAAUGCUAAAUUCAUUCAAGUUAUCGGAAACGUAGGAUAUCAUCUGUUGAACUUCCUCGAUGGAGUAGAUGCAGUCAAUUACCUUGAAGUUGUACGAACAUAUCUUCAAUUUCGUUCAUUAGCAAUAGUCUCUGACUAUGAGUUUCUUAAGAUUCUGAAGAUGUUUGAUCAUCAUCAACCAAUUAUUGUUGCAAAAGAAAUGUAUCAACAUUAUUUACAUGAAUGCGACGUCGUUGACUGUCGAUUGGUUCCAUUUGAACAACGUGAUCUAUUAUUGAAACAACCAACACAACGUCUCUUUGUACAUCAAUCUUUUAGUAUUGAAGCGUUUAAUCAAUUAUCUAAAACAUAUUUAACACCAAUUUUUCAAUGCUAUUCACGUUUACUUUCUUUCAAUACUGAUUUCUAUUGUUCAAACUAUGGACUGAUUAAUUACGAAUUUUAUGCUCAAACGAUCGGCUCAAAUAGGGAUUUAAAUGAUCAUGAGAAAAAAUUUUUCAAGCCUAGCACAUUUUUUCAAAUGCGUAAUGAUCCAAAUUAUCAAGUGAAUCUUACAUUUGUCAGCAAUUUCAAUGAGUUUCGUAAAAAUUUUGACAAUCGCUUCUCAUCAGUUCAUUGGAUUGAUGCUAUUGAUUUUUCAAAAUUUUUAAUUGUUGGAGGUAGUGUAAUUAACGCAUUGUGUCAAUCACCAUUUAUAGAUACUCGAGAACAAGAUAUUAAUUUAAUAUACCCAUCAGCAUAUCCCAUUGAAUUUGAAGCAGCCGUGAUGAAAUGCAUUGAUGUUUUGCAAAACAUUACAUCACAGUACUCAAAACAUCAAAUAAUUAUAGAGAAAACACCUGGUAAACUUCGAUUUGACAUCCAUUUACCCUGUGGUGUCAAGCUUAAUUUUUUGUAUAUCACUUGCCUCGAACAUCGCAACAAUUCGCUUUCUUCAAUCCUUGAUGGUUUUGAUAUAGAUUUAUGCCAAAUUGCAUAUACAGGUAGUUAA
Molecule: messenger RNA, 999 nt
Organism: Adineta steineri
Lineage: Eukaryota; Metazoa; Rotifera; Eurotatoria; Adinetida; Adinetidae
Source: the annotation of a GenBank genome assembly